UCAAUUUGUUAUGGCAGGACGGGAAAGAGGUGGAGUUCCCAAAUCAGACGAUUCAGCCCGUAGCCUUUUCCUGCAUACCAGCGGAUCGCAGUAGCGAGUGCUGAAGCUUAGGUGGCCAGAAGUGUCAUCCCUGUAAAUAGUCCUGUUUGUAUUCUACGGUUCACGCAGAGAGUGUAUCUGUACAUACACCACUAGAAGUUAUACGAGAGUGUAUGAUCUUGCCUAGUUUUUAUUCUUAUUCGGAGCGCUGAUAUCCAUGUGGAAUGACGUGUAAAUCCGCAGUUGUGAAUCUUUUCGAUUGUGGAAGGAGGUGGAAUUUGUUUGUCUGUUAAGGUAGAACAUAAGUUACCUUAAUCAAAACCGACAGAAAUCCCUUCGGCAAUAUAGAAGCACAGCCUCGCACCAUGGUGAUCAUGACAGAGAGCGGUCCCGGGUCUCAGCCCAAUCCCUCGCAAGGCAGGCCCCUUCAGGUCGGUUUCUAUGAAAUCAUCCGCACACUGGGCAAAGGAAACUUCGCCGUUGUCAAGCUGGCCAGGCACAAAGUCACCAAAACACAGGUCGCUAUCAAAAUUAUUGAUAAGACUCGGCUCAACUCCUCAAACCUGGAGAAGGUCUACAGAGAGGUGCAGAUAAUGAAGCUUCUCAAUCACCCUCAUAUCAUCAAGCUCUACCAGGUUAUGGAGACGAAAGAUAUGCUCUACAUUGUCACAGAAUACGCGAAGAACGGAGAGAUGUUUGACUACCUGACCACCAACGGCCGGCUGAGUGAGGCAGAGGCUCGCAAGAAGUUCUGGCAAAUUCUGACCGCGGUGGACUACUGCCAUCGCCACCACAUCGUGCACCGAGACCUCAAGACAGAGAACCUGCUUCUCGACGCCAAUAUGAACAUCAAGCUAGCAGACUUUGGUUUUGGGAACUUCUACAACGCCGGUGAUCCUCUGUCCACGUGGUGCGGCAGCCCACCCUACGCUGCCCCCGAGGUCUUCGAGGGGAAGGAGUACGAAGGGCCUCAGCUGGACAUCUGGAGCUUGGGUGUGGUUCUCUAUGUGCUGGUCUGUGGCUCUCUGCCCUUCGACGGGGCCAGUCUGCCUGCCCUGAGACAGCGAGUAACAGAGGGCCGCUUCCGCAUCCCCUACUUCAUGUCACAAGACUGUGAGAACCUGAUCCGUAAGAUGCUAGUGGUGGACCCUGCCAAGCGGAUCACGGUGGCCCAGAUCAAGCAGCACCGCUGGAUGUUGGCCGACCCCGCCGCCCCCCUCCAGACGCUGUCGAUGUCCCUCACCGACUACAACUCCAACCUGGGCGACUACAGCGAGCCAGUCCUGGGCAUCAUGCAGACGCUGGGCAUCGACAGACAGAGGACUGUGGAGUCGCUCCAAAGCAGCAGCUACAACCACUUCUCUGCCAUCUACUACCUGCUGCUGGAGAGGGUGAAGGAGCACCGCAGCCAGCAGCUCAGCCGUCAGGGCGGCGCCUGGGGUCAGAGGCCCAGGAGCACGUCGGACUCUGCUGUCCCAGAGGUGAUCAUGGAGUCUACAGAUAGCUUCAGAACAGCCUUCCCGUUUCCGGCCAAGAAGAGCACCCGCAUGCAUUCAGACAUGGACUGCGACCAGAGUGGCCUGUUUCAGCGCGUGGUGUGCCCUGUGGAGGCCAAUCUGAGCGGGCUGCUGUGGAACCGCUCCAUCUCGCCCAACAGCCUGCUGGAGACGACCAUCAGCGAGGAGGUGCGCCCCCGCGACUUCGAGGAGGAGGAGGCCUCGGUCGCCGCAGCGUCGACUCCCCCGACGAACACCGCUUCCCGGCGGCACACGCUGGCCGAGGUGUCGGCCCGCUUUCACCAGUGCAACCCUCCCUGUAUCGUUGUCCACCCUACUGAGGGAGCCUACUCAGACAGCUGCCUCAAGUACUCCUCCAACCCUCAUCCUGCCCUCUCCAAGCCCAUUGAGGGCCUGUCCACGUUGCUGAGCUCUGGGCUGGGCCCACGAGUACUCGCCCCCGCUGGAACCCCUCUCACCUUCUCCUCCAACCAGCUCCUCCAGGCCCAGGGCAGCCUCCACGCAGCCAGCUUCCAGGAGGGCCGGAGAGCCUCCGACACCUCCCUCACUCAAGGUCUGAAGGCAUUCCGGCAGCUGAGGAAGAACACUCGGACCAAGGGACUGUUGGGGCUCAACAAGAUCAAGGGGCUGGCGCGGCAGAUGUGCCCUCCGACCUCUUGCACCCGCGGCAGCCGAGGCUCCCUGGGGCCCGCCAUGUGCGCCCCCAGCGGCCGUGGCAUGCUGGAGGAGGUGCUGCACCAGCAGAGGAUGCUCCAGAUCCAGCACCAGACCCCGCCUCAGGUGACCGCCCAGCAGCCGCCGGUCCUCUUCGUCUCUCAGUCACACCAGCACCUGCACCAGCACCCGCCGUCCCCUCCGCCCACCAACCUCUUUGCCCCCGCCGCCCUGUUCUCUGAGGCACCCGUGCUUCUGCCCCUGUGCCAGCAGACCCCUCUGGCCCCACAGCCUCAGCCACCGCAGGCCUCGCUCUGGCGGCAGCCCGUGGAUUCCUUCUCUGCUACCUCAUCCUCCUCCUCCUCCUCCGCCUCAUCUUCCUCCUCCGCGACCAUGUCCCCUGUGGUCUCAACCGCUCACCUGCUGGAGGCGCGUCUGCACAUUAGCCAGCACCCUGCCGCCCACCCCCUCCUCCAACACCGGCCGACUCUCUCCCCCCAACACUUCCAGGCCCUGCCACAGAACCAGGGACCCUUCUCUUUCCUGCCCCAGCAGAGCAGCUGGAGCCUGGGCACCACGAGCGCACAACAGCCUGAGGUCCAGGAGCUGGUCUGCAGUGAACAACAGCAGCAGCAGCGUAGCAGCUGCGUGAUGGUGAAGUGAGAGCAGGAGACGAAACACUAGACACUGUCUGAAGUUCACUUGCAGGAGAAACAUGGAGAGUAGAAGUGUGAGAGGUGGUGAGAGGCGAGGUCGAUUCAUCACACUGGUUUUGCUCUUUCAUUCUAUCUCUCUUGUCUUAGACUCAACCCCUUUGUUUGGUUGGAUGAGACCAGCUGAGAAGAGGACAGUCACUAACAAUGAACAAACAAACAGAAGUGUUGAGGCUGAAACCAUCUGACUUUGUUCAUGAUGGUAGCAAACAAAAUAAUGAAGGUGUUGUAUACUUUUAGAUACAGUCUUUUCUUACAUAAAACCAAGAGAAAACAAAAAAAAGAUACAAAAGACAAUUCCACACUUUUGAGCAACAUGCAAAUCCACAUGUGUCAGUACUUGUUGUCGUGUGCAUCUGUGACUCAAACAAAGAAGCAAUAACCAAACUCUCAGUGGAGGCCUUCCACUCUUGUCAGACUCUUGACUCCCCUUACAAGCAAUAAGGAAUGGCUCUUUGCCCAAGGGGAAAGCUAUGGAGAGUGCAAAAGAAUGGACUCACUUGAAGAACGGAGGACUGACUUCCAUAAAGAAAAAAAAUGCUUAUGUCAAGUCAAAGUUGUUUUUUUACUGUAUGAGAGUGCAGGAACUGGUUUGAUUUCCUUUUUUUAAGUUUGCAGACUAAGUGAGUUUUUCAUUUUGUUAGGCAAGACCAAAGUUUUGGGAUUUUCAGUUGCUUUGAUUUACAUGCCUUGUUUGUAGCAUCAGACAUCCUAGACUUCCAAAAUCUCUCAAGAAAAAAUGCUAUCAUUGUUUUGUGAACUGUGAUUUGAAAAUUCGCUCAGCAAUGCUUUGCGGGGUUAAAGCUGCUUUACGUAGAGAAAAACAGAGACGUAACUGGUACGUUAUGAUGCUUUAAAAAAAAAAGUGGAGGGGGUUAAGCGAGCUUCUAGCUUGAUUACAGAAGCGUGUGCUGCCUGAGUCUUCGACUAGGAGACCGCCCGAGCUAGGUGCAGUGUGUGUGUGUGUGUGUGUGUGUGCACACACGCAGGUGUGUGUGCUCUGAGACUGCGAACAUGAGCUGCUUUGCUGCUUUGUAUUAUGCCAUGACCAGUCUGUGAUCCACACACUCACACACACACAAUGUGUGUUGUGCCACGUCUUCUGUGGUGACAGUCAUUUGCUCCUGUUCAUACAUCAAGUAUUUGACCUCAAUCCAAUGAUUUGAUUCAUUAUUGUCUUUGACCCUCCUCCACUUAAAAAAAAAACUAAAAAAACUCAUAGUGGCAUCAUAUCACUACCUCUUCCUCCACCAGAAAUAGAGAACAAAAAGCUUUUUUGGGAAUAGUGCAAUAUUUCACAUUGAAAUGUAGAGAAACCAGGAGAGAAAGCUCAUGUAGGAAACAAAGAGGCUUCAGAUGCCUAAAGUGGUUGUUUUCUAACUUCUUUUUUUAUGAUUGUAUGAGAUUAUUUGAACACAGAGUGUAGAAUGACAUAUAUUCGUACACAGUAGAGGCCAUGGUGACUUUUUGUUUUGUCUCUACACGACACAGGUUGCCUUUGAGUCCUGGUGUAAAAUGGCCGUACUAGUGUAAGCCAAAGAAAAUCUGGAGUGGGGAGAAAGAGGUAGAUGUAUCACUGCCUUUUUGAUCUCCAUAGCUCAGUGUACGUCUUUCUUUGCAUUUCACUUCAGCGAAAGCUGCUUCCAUGACUAGAUGCUAUGGUGAUAUAAAUGGAUUCUCCCUGUCUCACAAGGACCAUGGUUGUAUUUAUAUAUUCUUAUUACUUUACUUGUGAAAAUGAGUUGAUGUCAACUUAGCAAUAGACUUUCUGGAUGAAUUGUUUUGCUCGAGAAACAUUGCUCUUAGAUGCUAAACGUAGAGUGCAAUUGUGUUUCAUGAGCUUUUUUAUUUCAGAUUAACUGUAUGUUGUUGAAACACCACCAUUGAAUUUGCUGUGUCAACCCCCUUGACUGGAGUUUGGUUUGGGUAGAUUUCUCCAGAAGUGGUGCUCCACUUGAAUGCUUUGCUUGGUCGAUUCACAGUAUCUUUGAGAGCGUUUCUCCUUGUCAAGAACAAUAUGAGACAAUGUUCAAAUUUUCAUUCAGAAAAAAAAAAUGUUUGAGGUGGGAUCAGUCAUUACACAGUGUUAACAUUUGCUCCGUCCAAUGAUGUAGCUUGCACUCUCCACCAACGCUUGUGCCUUUUUCCGAACAAAUCCUACACGUGGAAAGAAAAACAGGUUGAUUUUAGUUCAGGAUUCUACUAAAAGCACAUAAACUGAUGACCCCAACAUUUCAGUCUAUGGUUUAAAAAAAAACAAUUUUUAAUACUUUAGUUUACUUUGCUUUGUUGGGAAAAAAUGCACUUUAUUAGAAUAUCGCUCAUUUGAAAAACCUCUUUGUUUCCGAGGAAGAUGAAUCCAGAGGGUUACUAUGACCAGUGAUGUGACAUGUAACCAUUGGACACACUACAACCUUUGAUGCAGAUCUAAAUGUUUCUCAUUUUUGGUUAUUUCCAAUUGCUGAUGUAAUUUCCUGAUUUCCUUGCUGUGUGUGUUUGUGUGCGUGCGUGUGUGACAAACGAGCUUUUUGUAUGAAGGUGAAAGAGUGAUGUAGAAAUGAAACGAUUGUUUUAUUUAUGUGGCUAUUUAUUUGAAUAAAAUUCACUUCCUUAAAAUUCA
Messenger RNA from Clupea harengus (Atlantic herring), 5543 nucleotides. It is a transcript of the gene sik1, whose product is annotated as salt-inducible kinase 1. Lineage: Eukaryota; Metazoa; Chordata; Actinopteri; Clupeiformes; Clupeidae. Gene Ontology annotation, cellular component: cytoplasm. Gene Ontology annotation, biological process: intracellular signal transduction; protein phosphorylation; microtubule cytoskeleton organization. The record is from RefSeq and is a predicted model, not a curated record. Gene Ontology annotation, molecular function: ATP binding; tau-protein kinase activity.